UUGAGGCAGACGCUUUACGUAUUCAACGUAUAAUAUUGUGAAGUCGCGUUGCCAACUGACAAUUAUUGAUGGUGUGAGAACCGCUUUAAUAUAUAGAAGUUUUGACAAACUGUUAUUGUAAAUAAAUAAAUUGAAAAUAAAUAAAAAAUUGGGAAGUGCACAGGCCCCAUAUACAUUAUAUGUGGCAAAAUUCACUUUCGUUUAUUUUACUUGUAUCCUACAACACUAUACCUUAUUUUUAGAAAAUUCUUUUAUGUUUAGCUAUUGCAAUUGUUAGUUCUGUUGCAGCAACGUGGAAACUUCACGUGUUUCUGAAAUCAUAUGUAAAUUCGCAGUGUCAUUGUGCAACACCGCUCUGAUUCACAUCUUUCUCGUCCCACCAAAGAGAAACAACGGCGUAACUACGUUUCUGAGAUUCUAUUGGUCGGCUGUACUGCGCAGAUGUGUGAGAUCUCUGGUACUUUCGAGAUGCGCCUAGUUGUUGUCUGAUGCAAGGCGUAUAGCGUCGCGGUAAGCCGGUCCGUAUAAAUGCGGGUUACAAGCCGACUGCGCGCAGUUUGUCAGUGGAAAGCGUGAGGGUUUACGUGGCCGGUGUUUCUGCACUAGUGAGUUACAUCGUAUACAUUAUGUUGCGAUCAUUCGGAAGAGUGAUGCCAGUUACUGUGGCUGUUCGUCAAGCUUUGCGGCAGCCUGCCCAGUGCCGCAGUUUCUGGGAUUUCAGCAGAUCUUCUGAUCUUCGGUCCUUGGCACGCGAUAUGGAGCGGCAGGUUGAGAGACUGGAGAGGGAAAUCAUGGGCGGUUUUCCCUUCAAUAGGUUACGGCCUCGUUACAUACCGAUAUCCGGCACCAGCACUUCACCAGAAUCAUAUCGGUAUAACAUUGACGUUGAAGGUUUCAAACCAGAAGAAAUAAAAGUGUCAUUGAAGGAUCGUUUAUUAACGCUCUCCGCGAAGAUGGACAGGACAUCCGAGGACGGAAGCAGAUUUUACCAAGAAAUCGUGCGCCAGGUAACAAUUCCCGAAAAUGUGAAAAUUGAAGAGCUGAAGUCUUACAUAAAUGACGGCGUUCUUUCAAUAGAGGCACCUCUCGAGUCUGCCAGCGGACCUAAAGAAAUACCAGUCAGUCGCGAAGAGCAGACAAAUUAAUGAACAUUUAAAUAUUUCGGAAAGUACUUCGUAGUUUGCAAAUAUGUUCAUUUAUGUACCAUACCAUUAAAACAGGCACCGACGUACGCUGCACAGACUUGUAAACGACGCAACUCAGUCAUUUUCCGUAGAUAUUAAUGAUUAUUGAGAGACUCUCAUCAUUGCCUGACAAUGGGCGAAAUUUUGUAUUUCUCUUUCUGUUGUGUUUGUUACUCUUUGGAAACAACAUGCUUUGAAAUUUAUAGGCAAUAAUUUGCUUGAAUGAAGGAAAAAGAAGAUGCUGUUACUACGGUCACUGAAUUGUUGUGUGUCGUAAUGUUCUUUCUGCUGUUCGUUUGUACCUCUAAAUAACAGUGGAAGAAGUUUGACAUGCAUGUGGUACUGGCUAAAACAAUUAAGACUGAUGUAAAAAUCUCAUUUUGGUGUGUUACAGUAGUAUUUUUUGUAAAGUAACAAAAUUUCAGAAGUUGAUUUUGAUUUUUGCACGUCUGCUGAAUGCACUAUGGCGAAAUUAUAUGCGUUUCACCCUAACCUUGGUAGAAAUAGUUUAGUUAUUUGCCUCUAUAUUUACAAGAGAGAUUAAGUAUGUGUGAAUCAUUGUGAAAUCAGUGGUUAUCAUAUACUGUGUUAAGUUAUAAACUUGUAAGAAUUGUUUUGCAGUGUUGUCAUUCAAAUGGUGGAGAUAAAUUGUACAGUAGACCUAAUGCUAUUGUGUGAACAAAUCAUUGCUAUUCUGGUGCCUGCAUAUUGCUGUACAUUUAUAAUUGUCAAUUUUACUUUAUGUUCAUUUGCACAAAACUUGUUUGUAUAUUGCACAUUGACUGUCAAUUGACUAUUCUUAAAUAAAUUUUUUGUAUACUGAUGAUUCA
Molecule: messenger RNA, 2014 nt
Organism: Schistocerca gregaria
Lineage: Eukaryota; Metazoa; Arthropoda; Insecta; Orthoptera; Acrididae
Exons: 1
Coding region: 627-1145 (172 amino acids)
Biological process (GO): protein refolding; response to heat
Molecular function (GO): protein folding chaperone
Source: RefSeq, a predicted model, not a curated record